AUGAAACAUAAAAUCAACAUAAUAUGUCUUUUUUAUUACAAGGGUGAAGAAGGAUCUGAUAUGAAAUUAGAUUUUACAUUUGACUCUGAAUUAGCUCAGUUAACUGAACAGAAAAUAACCACUACAAGUUCAAUUUCUCAUACCAUGCAAGUCAGUAACGGUACACCAGGUGUUGGAGUACAAUCACCAAUUUCACCUUCUACUGAUGAACUCAAUUUGAAAAUAGCUUCAGUAAAAAAGGUUUGGGAGAAUGUACCUCCAAUGCCAACCGUUUUGGAACAUCCUCCACAAAGUGGUAAUGGCACAAAUGAGGAAGUGUCUCAUUCUGAUAAUUCAUUUGUUUCCUUUUCUGGUAAUAAUGAUCAUAGUACAAAUCCAUUGAUGAAUGGCACUGUUGAUAAUAGUCAGAAUAGGAAAGAUUGCCCUAACAUUGAUUCAUCUGAGGUUUCUUUCAGAACAAGUCCAUCUAUACAACAAACUGGAAAUAAUACAUUACCUGUUAGUUUGGUUCCAAAAGGUGUAAUGAAUAUGGAACCCAAUAUAUGUAAAGUUAAACCUCAGGUUCAGUCACAUCAAAAUAAUCAAAUUCCUGGCUGUACUGGACCAGUUAGUCCUCCACCUAUUGGUCUUGAUACCAAUAUUGGAAUCAGAACAUUGGCUGGAUUAGCAAGUUCUGUUCAAGUUGCAGGUAUACCUGCAGUUCCAAGUCCUCCAACAGUUCUCUUCAAUUCUUCUCAACAGAUGGCCCAAACAGGCUUAUAUCAGCACCUUCAAAUGGACAGUAGCCAAGUAUUAACUCAACAAUCCAGAGCUGUAGCUGCCGCUGCAGCUGCUGCUAUGGCACAGUUUUCACAAACUCCUCAUGGUUAUGCUGCCCCUUUGGGAACUUACGGAUUAUCUCAUCAACCAGCAAGUGCUCAACUUUCAAAUGCAUUUGGUCAGCAAAGUAUGUUUAUGCAAACACCACCUGCUGCUCAUCAAGCACAAGAUCUGUAUUCUUCAAGUCAAUACAGAGUACAACCUCCUUAUGCCCAAGGACAGCAUGUAACAUCAAUGUCAUCAAAUCAGGUUCUUAAUGUAAAUGCCCAACAAAAUUUAUCUACUUCUCAUCUGUUGGGUUCUCAGUUAGUUCAAACACGCCCAACACCUGGACCUGCACCUAGCCCUGCAGGACCUCCAACUCCACAUAUUCAAAGUCUUCAUGGAAUUCAAACAGUACAGCCUGCUCCAGCAACAUCAUACUAUUCUACAUCUGCCCAAGGUCAAAGUGCUACUAAUUUUUAUCCACAACCUACGCCUUUAACAGCUCCAGGAUCACCAAUGCAACAACAGCAACCACCCCAAUUUCCAUCGCAACAAGGAUUUAGUUCUCAGUCGGCAUUGAAUGUUCUAACUCCUGCUGCACCAGCAACACAAAAUUUUCGCAGCUUUGGUGGUCAUCAAUUUAAAGCUACUGGAGCUGUGAUGAAUAAUAUUACAGGUGUAACUGAUACACUGCGCAGUAGCUCUCAUUCUCCAACAAUGGAUAGCAGUAUUUGUUCACGAGGAGGUAUGUUUGCAGUUGGAAAUACUACUACUACCACAGUAAAUUCAGGUUCUGUAAUGACUGUCCCUCAAAUAAGUAGCAGUGGAAUGAGCAAUAAGAUGGGUCAGCAGCAACAAGUAGCUGCUUGCACUAGUCCUGGAAAUGUCCGAUUAACCAAUAGUCAGCGAUUAACUGUACAAUCUCCCACAGUUACAGGUGGUAAAGGAACACAGCAUGGACUUACCCAAUCUCCUCAACAAUAUUAUCCAUUUAACCAACCAAAAUAUAAUCAUGUUCAAGCUACUAAUCCAAAUAUUCGUCCAGUUAUUUACCAGGGUGUAGUACGUAAUAAUCCACAUCAAGCUCAGUAUGGUGGUACAACAAACACGAUACAUUAUCCAUCUCCUAUUCAAAGACCAGGACAUAACUCGUCCCAACAACAAACAGCACAACAGUCACAGAGAAAUGUUGGCCGAUCACAGAACAGUGGGAUCAAAGUAACUGCCCAGCUGACUUCGGCCCAGCAGGCAAAACUGAGAGCCGAAGCUGUCCAACAAACUCACAUGUUUUUUAGUCAGACGUCAGGUGGAAAGGCAAAGAUAGAGAAUAGCGGAUUAGAAAAGCGAACAAGUACAUCAAAUGCCAGCAUCGAAGACACGAAAGGAUUGAAGGCCAACGAAAUACCCACUAAUCCGACACUGUCUCAAGGUGAAGCCGAUACUAAAAAGGCCAUCGAAAACAAGGAUAAGCUCGAAGAAUGAGCAGUUUUCAAGCUAUCAAUUAGUUUUCAACAUUAAUACCAAAUGUAUUUCUGGUAUUUUUCUACGGAUGAUGGGACAGCGGUGCUCUGGGAAUAAUGUAAAAUUGAAGGGAUGGUUUUUGGCUUUACUUAUAUCCCAUCACCCAGUCCUCUGUCGAUAGGAUACGACCUCCUGCUUUUCUUUAUAGUGAAAAAAACAACAAUGCCAAUUAUCCGGGGGGAGAGCAGUCGAAUAUUUGUAAGGUCUGUGGCACACUUUCCCUCCACCGAGAAAAACUUAAAAAUGCAUUUUCUUUGUUCGUUUUGUGAGUGUCGUGCAAAAUGUGUACCCUCCUAUACGGAAUGUUUACAAGACGGACAAUGAUGGGAAGAAAAACUGGAAUUGUCGUCCGAAGGGUCCGGAAGAUAAUUACUAAUACUACUAUACUAUCAUCAUCACGCCUUGGUAUUUUGCGAUAGUUAGUCAGGUUUCUAAGAGUUAGAAAAAAAAUUCCUAGAAAUGUGGAAAUAAUAGUUUACAUUUUGCAUGUGAUGGGCACCUGUGGUUAUCUAAUAUGUAGCUGAUAGCUAGUGUUGCUGUGAUUUACAGCAUUGUCACUUCUGUUGGAAGCCAUACAAUCUGGAAUCACUCGCUAUAACUUCAGAUUACUUCCUAACAAAUCAGAACUAACUAUAAGACUUUCUUAUUGGUCUGAUAAUCUAUAGUAAAAAAAAAAUACAAUCCCAAAUCUACAUACACGAGGAAAUAAGUCAAAAAAAUACAUACAUAAAUAAAAAAAUUUAAAAAAAGAUGAGUGGAGACAGAUUUUACACGAGAGACAGACACAGAAAGAGAAGAGUGAGGACCAAAAUGGUGAACAUUCACAAAGGGAUUGUGUAGAUGAUUUAAAAAAAAGCUAAUUUUGUGUUUUAUGGUGUAAACAAUUUGUACACCUUCCUGUGUACGUUAUAUACAGUAUAAGUAAGAGCUGCCAUUAGCUUAUAUAAAAAAAAUAGUAGUGGUUUCGCAGAAAAGUCACCGGAUGCUAAUUCCGUAAACUCGGAUUACUUCCCGUUCAACACACUCCAUAAAACAAAUACUGCGGGGAGUGAACUCUGUCCCACCUCCAUUUUCCCCCCUCCGUCAUUUGAUUCUUGCAUUCGUGUUUCAAAACAAAAAAAAAUGUAAUUGUGUUCCGAAAAAUUGACAAUACCCGAAUAAAAAAAACAAACAAAAAAGUCAAAAUAUUAUAGUAAAAGCCAAAUUAUUCUCGAACGACCAAAAAAAAGAGAGAUGUUUUUUUUUUUUUUUGUUUUUUUCCCUUUGUUUCGAAACUGACACUACCAUUUAGGGUUGUUUGGGUUUCUUUAACGGUCAAACGAGAGCAUGGCAGGGAGUGACAGUGCUAACGAGUGUGGUGCCCUUUAGCGAAAGGGCAUCGCCCCCACGUGAAUGACACGAUUGUUAUUAAGAGGAAAACAAAAGGAAUCUUUUCAGUUUUUGCUUGUAUUGUUUUAUACGACUGUUAAUUCCAGUAUUCCAAUUUGUUAGGUAGGUUAUAACGCUUAUGUGGGCUAUGUAUAACUGCAGAAUAUGUACACACAAACAAAAAAAAAGUACUGCCUCCUGUCACUCCUCUCGGAAGCUAAUGGUACAGACUUGUAAAGUUAUAAACGGUUGCUUUCCUUUUCAGAACAUCUGUUGUAUGUAGUUGACUUUUUGCUGCAAUAAAGCACUGUAUGAAGAAACUUAAAA
Centruroides sculpturatus (bark scorpion) is the source of this 4020-nucleotide messenger RNA. RefSeq lists its product as uncharacterized. The transcript is spliced from 6 exons. The record is from RefSeq and is a predicted model, not a curated record. Bases 1 to 2286 code for a protein of 761 amino acids. Lineage: Eukaryota; Metazoa; Arthropoda; Arachnida; Scorpiones; Buthidae.